Messenger RNA from Lotus japonicus, 1990 nucleotides. RefSeq lists its product as uncharacterized. The record is from RefSeq and is a predicted model, not a curated record. The transcript has 4 exons. Lineage: Eukaryota; Viridiplantae; Streptophyta; Magnoliopsida; Fabales; Fabaceae. Bases 137 to 1990 code for a protein of 617 amino acids.
GAGAAAUGAUGGUUGAAUGAUGGGUUGCAGGUGAUUGAAAAAUCAUUACGUGAUGAUGGUUGGAAGCUAGUUGGAUUCGCAAGAAAGGUUGCGAGUUGCAUGUUUUCUGAAAAGUUGAUUGGCAAAUGAUGGGUGAAUGAUGGUGGCAGGUUGGCAGGGGACAAGACAAGCAAACCGCAAACAAUGUUGCGAAUCCCAUUAUUAUGGCAUGGGGAAUGAGCGCGUGGCAGUCAAUGAUAGCAGGGUUGUCCAUGGCGACCAAGGUGCCAUAUUCGAAGGUCGGAGAAGGUCCAUGCAUCUGAAGCGCAACAUUACCUUCGACCGUUUGAAGAAGAAAAUCCACGAAAGGUUGAAGCUGCAAAGGAACCAGAUGAUUUCUAGAGUCAGCUCUAGAUUUAUGACGACACCGAAUCCCAUUUUUUUUACGCAUUUUGAGAUAGUUGAUAAUGUCGAUGUGCAAGUCAUGAUGGAUGCAUUUAGUCAGCAGUCAUAUAUGGUUCAGCUGGAGCUGUAUGUUGAAGUUACUGAAGCUGGAAGUUCAUCAAUGCCAGUACCGACACCCACUGAAGACGGUGGUAGACAUGUUGUUGAUGAGGAGGUUCUUGCAGAACCAUAUACUGUGCCUUUUAGCGUCAUGAGUAUUGAAGAUACCAAUAUCGUCGCUCCUUCGGAUGUCGCAGUUAAUUUGGGCGAUGAUUAUGACUACCGCCUUGACAAUGAUAAUGUGGACGGUGAAGUCAUUCCUUCAGACGAUGACCACAAUGAAGAUGAAAGAAUGCAAGAAGGAGGUGACGAGUCUGACACAGACGAAGAGGGAGACCGACACGCUAAUCCUCAGCCUCAGAUGGCACCUCAUCCUGCUGAUCAACCGGCGGCACCAGUGAAUGUCAAUGUUGAAACCCAAGGCCACCCAAACACGGUCCCAUUCUGGAGUGCUUCUUCGCAUUACACAUAUAUUAACUGGGGUCACCCAGAUGAAGAAAGUGAUUUUUAUUCUGAAACGGAUGUGAAUGGAUCAUGGAAGAUUGGUGAUGACUUAUGUAAAGGUUUGAUUUUUGAAAACAAGCGUGCUGUACAGGAUGCCCUGUUACACUAUUGUCUUAGACUAAAUCAAACUUAUAAGAUGAGCGAAUCCAAGCCAGACUACUUUACUGCAAAGUGUCAGAAAUCCGUAGAUGGCUGCCCGUGGAGGAUAAGGGCACAUCUAUCCAAGAAAACUGGUAAAUGGACCAUAUCCAAAUGGGGGGGUUCGCAUACGUGCUUAAAUGCGAUGACUUCUCAAGACCACAAGAAGAUGACGUCAACCUUCAUGUCCAACUACAUUCUUGGCAUGGUAAGUGCCCAACCAACUAUCCCUAUUUCUCUCAUACAAGAGAGGAUCAGUGGUCAGCUCAAUUACAAGGUGUCAUACUUUAAAGCUUUGAAGGCGAAGCAAAAAGCACUUGCUCGCGUGUUCGGUGAUUGGGAGGAGUCUUACGACCUGCUCCCUAGGUGGUUGGAAUAUAUGUUGAGGUUUUCCCCUGGAUCCCAUUACGAGUUUGUCACGACUGACUAUGAGGACCAGUAUGACAAUGUUGUUCCUGAUUUCAAGAAAUUUGGUCGAGUGUUUUGGACGUACAAACAAUGUUGUGACGCAUUCAACUAUUGCAAGCCAAUGAUACAAAUUGAUGGCACAUUCCUGUACGGAAAGUAUAGUGGAACUUUGCUUAUUGCCACAACACAGGACGGGAACAAUAAUGUUUUGCCUUUAGCUUUUGCAAUUGUGGAGGGAGAAACACUCGGUGCUUGGACGUGGUUUCUUCGUCUGAUGCGUGUGCAUGUCACCAGGAAACAAGGGAUAUGUCUAAUAUCAGACAGACACGCCAACAUUCUCUCAGCAGUGGGGAAUCCAUCUAACGGGUGGCAGCCACCAAACGCUUAUCAUGUGUAUUGCAUUCGCCACGUUGCCAGCAAUUUCAACACCAGGUUUCACAACACAGCAGAAAAAUGA